This is a messenger RNA of Carassius carassius (crucian carp), 2242 nucleotides long. RefSeq names its product v-src avian sarcoma (Schmidt-Ruppin A-2) viral oncogene homolog (gene src). The record is from RefSeq and is a predicted model, not a curated record. Bases 431 to 2050 code for a protein of 539 amino acids. Gene Ontology annotation, biological process: innate immune response; protein phosphorylation; negative regulation of extrinsic apoptotic signaling pathway. Gene Ontology annotation, molecular function: growth factor receptor binding; ATP binding; non-membrane spanning protein tyrosine kinase activity. The transcript is spliced from 14 exons. NCBI's taxonomy places the organism in Eukaryota, Metazoa, Chordata, Actinopteri, Cypriniformes, Cyprinidae. Gene Ontology annotation, cellular component: extrinsic component of cytoplasmic side of plasma membrane.
GUCUUUCCAGUUUCCCAUCAUCUCAUGAUACUGGUGUCAUGGCUUUGACUCCGUCUUCGGCCGCGCGCGUUUUCUCAGGGACGCGAUAAGCUGCUGCUACAUCGGAUCUUUCCCGAUCGCUUUUGAUCGUGACGCUGGAUAUUUUCAUUGUUACUGGUGUGACAUUGUUAUUAUCGAUGACUCGCGCAGCUGUGCGCGUUCCCAGGCAACCCCCGUCAUGAACGCGCACUGAACGCGCUCAUUCGCUCCGUUUCGUUUCUUCUGUUUGAGCCGGUGAAUAUUGACUAUGGAAAGCUGAGUCUCGUUCAUUCGUACACCGAAAACAGUAACUCAGAGGUCAUUCAGAGCAACGAAAGGGUUUUAUUCGCACCACAUUCGUGGUACUCGACAAGAGUAACGACCAGUUUGGAGUGAGAUUAGGGUCUAGGCCAUGGGUGGAACCAAGAGUAAGCCCAAAGACCUCGGCCACCGUUCCCGGAGUCUGGAUGACGGCUCUGGAGGACACCAUCAUAGUCCCAACCAGUCGUCCUUCACGCCCAACCGGAGCCCACCGGUGGAUGGCCCUAGACGCGGCACCCAGCCCAACAUCAUCUGUGCGGAGCAGGCGCUGUUUGGAGGAGUGAACUCAAACAAUAGCACCACAUCUCCUCACAGGGUCGGCACGCUUUCCGGCGGCGUGACCACGUUUGUGGCUUUGUAUGACUACGAGUCACGAACCGCCUCUGAUUUGUCAUUCCGGAAAGGAGAACGACUCCAGAUUGUCAAUAACACGAGAAAGUUGAAUCCCAGGGAAGGUGACUGGUGGCUGGCUCGCUCGCUGACGACGGGAGAGAGUGGAUACAUUCCCAGCAAUUACGUGGCACCGUCUGAUUCCAUCCAGGCUGAAGAAUGGUACUUUGGAAAGAUCACACGCAGGGACUCCGAGCGCCUCCUCUUGAGUCUGGAAAACAGAAGAGGAACUUUCCUGGUCAGAGAGAGUGAGACAACCAAAGGAGCCUACUGUCUUUCUGUCCUGGAUUACGACAACGUCAAGGGCCUAAAUGUCAAACAUUACAAGAUCCGGAAGCUGGACAGCGGGGGAUUUUACAUCACGUCCCGCACACAGUUCAGUACUUUACAGCAGCUGGUCAACCACUACCGCCAGCACGCAGACGGCCUGUGUCACUGUCUGACUGACGUGUGUCCCGUGCUGAAGCCUCAGACUCAGGGCCUGGCACGGGACGCCUGGGAGAUCCCACGAGACUCUCUGAGACUGGACGUCAAACUGGGCCAGGGCUGCUUCGGAGAGGUCUGGAUGGGCACUUGGAACGGCACGACACGUGUGGCCAUCAAGACUCUGAAGACUGGCACUAUGUCUCCGGAGGCCUUCCUGCAGGAAGCACAGGUGAUGAAGAAACUCCGGCACGAGAAGCUGGUGCAGCUUUACGCUGUCGUCUCGGAGGAGCCCAUUUACAUCGUCACUGAGUACAUGGGACAAGGAAGUCUGUUGGAUUUCCUGAAGGGUGACAUGGGGAAAAUGCUGCGGUUGCCUCAGCUUGUGGAUAUGGCAUCUCAGAUCGCCUCUGGAAUGGCGUACGUGGAAAGAAUGAACUAUGUGCACAGGGACCUCAGGGCUGCCAACAUCCUGGUGGGUGAUAACCUGGUGUGUAAAGUGGCUGACUUUGGCCUCGCUCGACUCAUAGAGGACAACGAAUACACGGCCAGACAGGGAGCCAAGUUUCCCAUCAAGUGGACUGCGCCAGAGGCGGCGCUUUACGGCCGCUUCACCAUCAAAUCUGACGUGUGGUCGUUUGGGGUCUUACUGACGGAGCUGACGACCAAAGGCAGGGUGCCUUAUCCAGGUAUGGUGAACCGGGAGGUGCUGGACCAGGUGGAGCGAGGCUACAGGAUGCCCUGUCCCGCUGAGUGCCCCGAAUCCCUGCAUGAGCUGAUGCUGACCUGCUGGCGCAAGGAGCCCGAAGAGCGGCCCACCUUCGAAUACCUCCAGAGCUUCCUGGAAGACUACUUCACCUCUACUGAACCACAAUACCAACCGGGCGAGAACCUCUAGAGAUGCAGAUCCAGUCAAGUGUGAGAAAGAGAAAGAGAGAUCCUUUUCCUGACCAGAAAACAAACACGGGAAGUUUGUGGCGUAGCCCAACCGAUACUGAUCCACAUGGAAUGCUCUCAGAGCAUCCAGCCUGUUUUAAGCACCUUGCUGGGUCUUCAGACGCUCUCAAUGUUACAGCAUCUCACCCUAUGU